AUGAUGGACGUGCCACAAGCCAAUGUCCCUUUGGACGUAAUUGUAGUCGGCGCCGGCAUUGGAGGGAUGGCCGCGGCGUUAACAUUAGGAAUGCGCGGUCACCGCGUGGUGGUCCUCGAAGCUGCUCCCAAAAUUGCAGAGGUUGGAGCUGGUAUCCAAGUUUCUCCAAACAUGUUAAGGCUUUUUGAGCGAUGGGGUAUUUCUGACUUGAUACACGCCCAAGAUGUGGCGUUGGAGCAUAUCCAUGUUCGACGGUGGGAAGACGGCAAGCUUCUGGCCACCGUGCCGGUGAAUAAGACAUUCGGCCAGCAGGUUGUCAUUCACCGUGCCGAUCUGCACAACGCCUUGAUCGACAGUGCACUUGCUCUUGAGAAUGUUCAUCUUCACGAAAACUCUGUCGUUACCGAUGUUGCAUUCAGCCCUACAUCCGUCACGCUAGCCAAUGGCACAGUUCUUCGUGGAGACGUUGUUAUCGGCGCCGAUGGUAUCAAAUCAACCGUUCGUAGCCAGUUGCUGGAGGACUCGUCGAUCAAGGCCGUUGCCACCGGUGAUGCUGCGUAUCGAAUUUUGCUUCCCCGCAGCAUCAUGGAGAAAGAUCCCGAAUUGAAGGAGCUCAUCGAUGAGCCGCAGGCAACUCGCUGGCUAGGUCCUGAGCGCCACAUCAUUGCAUACCCCGUGCGCAAUCACGACUUGUACAAUGUGGUUCUGCUUCACCCAGACCGACAAGAAGUCGAAGAAUCUUGGACGACAAAGGGCUCGAAGCAGGCCAUGGUGGAUAAUUACAAGGGCUGGGACCCAAAGAUCGGAAAGAUCAUUGAUCUCGUGGAGGAAGAUGAGGUCCUCGAGUGGAAGUUGUGUCUGCACCGUCCCCUCAAGACUUGGACUCGAGAAUCAGUAGCUUUGAUCGGUGACGCAUGUCAUCCUAUGCUCCCCUAUGUUGCUCAAGGUGCAGCACAGGCAGUCGAAGACGCAGCAGCACUGGGCGUCCUACUUUCAACAAUCUCAUCACGGCAAGAAAUUCCACACGCACUCAAGGUCUAUGAGCAGUCUCGAAAGCAGCGUGCAGAGACAGUUCAAGCUUCUGGAUCUGAGAAUCGGAUCACUCUACACUUGCCGGACGGCCCAGAGCAACUCGCCCGGGACGCACAAUUCCUGGAAUCGGCAAGUGGUUCGAACCCUGAUAAAUGGUCUGAUCGUGCAACGCAGCAGUUCUUGUGGGGAUGGGAUGCUGAGAAGGCGGCCUUAGAUGCGUGGAAC
Messenger RNA from Penicillium maclennaniae, 1257 nucleotides. RefSeq names its product putative salicylate hydroxylase. The record is from RefSeq and is a predicted model, not a curated record. The transcript has 6 exons. NCBI's taxonomy places the organism in Eukaryota, Fungi, Ascomycota, Eurotiomycetes, Eurotiales, Aspergillaceae. The annotation marks the transcript as partial. Gene Ontology annotation, molecular function: monooxygenase activity; FAD binding. Gene Ontology annotation, biological process: secondary metabolite biosynthetic process.